Molecule: messenger RNA, 1446 nt
Organism: Oncorhynchus nerka (sockeye salmon)
Lineage: Eukaryota; Metazoa; Chordata; Actinopteri; Salmoniformes; Salmonidae
Product: dynein heavy chain-like
Exons: 13
Source: RefSeq, a predicted model, not a curated record
UAUAUUCUACGUGGUGCAGUAUGUUCUCUACGUGGUGCAGUAUGUUCUCUAUGUGGUGCAGUAUGUUCUCCAUGUAACCAGACAACAGCACAUGGUGCAGUAUGUUCUCUACACGGUGCAGUAUGUUAUCUAUGUGGUGCAACAACAACACAUGGUGCAGUAUGUUCUCUACGUGGUGCAGUAUGUUCUCUCGUGCAACAAACACAUGGUGCAGUAUGUUCUCUACGUGGUGCAGUAUGUUCAGUAUGUUCUCUACGUGGUGCAACAACAACACAUGGUGCAGUAUGUUCUCUACGUGGUGCAGUAUGUUCUCUACAUGGUGCAGUAUGUUCUCUACAUGGUGCAGUAUGUUCUCUACGUGGUGCAGCAUGUUCUCUACGUGGUGCAGCAUGUUCUCUACAUACAACAACACAUGGUGCAGUAUGUUCUCUACAUGGUGCAGUAUGUUCUCUACAUGGUGCAGUAUGUUCUCUACGUGGUGCAGCAUGUUCUCUACGUGGUGCAGCAUGUUCUCUACGUACAACAACACAUGGUGCAGUAUGUUCUCUACGUGGUGCAGUAUGUUCUCUACGUGGUGCAGUAUGUUCUGCAGUCUCGUGGUGCAGUAUGCAUGUUCUCACGUGGUGCAGCAUGUUCUCCUCGUGGUGCAGUAUGUUCCGUGGUGCAGUAUGUUCUCUAUGGAUUGCAGCAUGUUCUCCACGUGGUGCAGCAUGUUCUCUACGUGGUGCAGCAUGUUCUCAUUGUGCAGUAUGUUCUCUACGUGGUGCAGUAUGCACGUGGUGCAGUAUGUUCUCUACAUGUAACCAGACAACAACACAUGGUGCAGUAUGUUCUCUACGUGGUGCAGUAUGUUCUCUACGUGGUGCAGUAUGUCCCCUGCGUGGUGCAGCAUGCCCUCACGUGUAUGUUCUCUACGUGGUGCAGUAUGUUCUACGUGGUGCAGUAUGUUCUCUACGUGUAUGUUCUGGUGCAGUAUGUCCUCUCGUGGUGCAGUAUGUCCACUGGUGGUAUGUUCCCCAUGGUGCAGUAUGUUCUCGGGUGCAGCAUGGUGCAGUAUGUUCUCCACGACAACACAUGGUGCAGUAUGUUCUCUACAUGGUGCAGUAUGUUCUCUAUGUGUAACCAGAACAACAACAUGGUGCAGUAUGUUCUCGUGGUGCAGUAUGUUCUCUACGUGUGCAUAUGUCUCUACGUGGUGCAGUAUGUCCUCUACGUGGUGCAGUAUGUUCCUCUACGUGGUGCAGUAUGUUCUCUCGUGGUGCAGUAUGUUCUCUACGUGGUGCAGUAUGUUCUCUACGUGGUGCAGCAUGUUCCUCUGACCAGAUGGUCACAUGGUGCAUAUGUUCUCUACGUGGUGCAGUAUGUUCUCUACGUGGUGCAGCAUGUUCCUCUGGUGAGCAUCUACAGUACCAGACACAUGGUGCAGUAUGUUCUCUACGUGGUGCA